Messenger RNA from Trichoplax adhaerens, 2523 nucleotides. RefSeq lists its product as uncharacterized. Lineage: Eukaryota; Metazoa; Placozoa; Uniplacotomia; Trichoplacea; Trichoplacidae. The record is from RefSeq and is a predicted model, not a curated record. The transcript has a single exon. Gene Ontology annotation, molecular function: GTP binding. The coding region runs from base 1 to 2523 and encodes 840 amino acids.
AUGACGAGCAUCAACGAGAUUCUAAAGAAGUUAGAAAAUGGUUUUGAACAUACUCGGAAGGGCGAAGGUAAAGAUUUAGUGUUAGCUAUUGGUAAUACUGGCGUUGGCAAAAGUACUUUUCUGAACUACAUGCUAAAGCAUAAAAUGUGUCAGGACCAAAAUACUGGAAAUAUAGAUACGGUGCAGCCUGCCACCUUUAAGAUCGGCCAUGAAAUGGAGUCAGAAACUUUAUACGCUACGCCAUUUGUCAGCGAGAUCUAUCCUUGGGUUUAUACAGAUUGUCCCGGAUUUCAAGAUAAUAGAAUAUCAAGUGAUGCUGUCGUAAGUUCUAUUAGUACUGAAUUGGCGGUUCGAAAUGCUCGUCAGGUUAAGGCUGUUGUGAUUUUAAUAGAAGUCCAUACUUUACUCUCUGCAAGACUAAAUGAGUUAAGUCAAUUAAUGAAGACACUAAUUUCGCUCUUUAAGAGCCCAAUCGAUAUGGCCAAUUAUUCCAUCGUGGCUAUAACAAAAGUAGAUUCUCUAGGACUGACAGAAGAGACUACAAAGCAAAGAAUGUUGCAAGGUUUUAAAAAAAUCGAAAGGAAUUGUGAUGGAAAUCUAGAAAUGCUUAAAAAUAAGUAUGAAAGAAGUAAAUCUCCUUUAGCUGAUGAUUUACAUUCAGCAUCUGCCCCGACACCGGAAGAUUUUGCAUUUAUUAAGGCUUUUGUUGCUGCUAUACUUCAAAAGCAAGAUGAUAUAGUAUUUGUUAAACCCUUAGAUGAAGGCCAGUCCAGAGAAAGAGUUAUCGAACUGAUUAAAGGAAUUAGGCCACAUAAAUCGAAAAAAUUGUAUAAUCAAAUAGUCUCUGCUGUGCGUUCUUUUCCCUCGUCUUUCGGACCCUUGAGCUCUGAUCAUGAUAAAGAUAAGCAAGAGAAAGUUAAACGUCUUACUGUGAAGGAUUUUAACUUUCAAACAUACAGUGAGCAAAGAAUACUUUUUAAUAAGGCUAUUUAUGAUCGCGCACAUGAUGGUAACGAACUAAUAGAAGCUAUCAAGACACAAUCAAAUCAACUUAAGAGUGCUAUUAACACUUGCCAAGAAAGUGAGACUAGAAUUAUGACACUAAAUGAACUUAAAUCAAAUCUUCAACGCUUAUUUUAUGAUUCUGGAGAUUCAACUGGCUCUAUAGAAAACUCAGAGACACUCAUCGCUCGAAAUAGGACUACAAUUAAUUCGCAAUCAGAAGAGAAGCGGACUAUUAAGACACGUAUAGUUACCUUAGAUAGAGAGUUAGCCAAAAUCGACACGGAUGAACUUAAACUAUUUCGUUCUGAGCAUCUAUCUAAAGACUGGUCUUUUUGGAGAGGUUGGUUUUAUAUAUUAGACUUUGAGGCUAAAACUGAUAGUGAAUCGAUUCCAAUGGUUAUUGAAAAAGAUCAAGCAAAUGGGGGUUGGUACGAUACCGUCGAUCAACGUAAAAAAGGCUAUUAUAAAACAAAAUAUGUUUCUCAAUGGUUCACUGAAGCUUAUGCUAAAGUAGAUGCUUAUAUUAAAACCAAGCAAGAUACAGGUAAUCAACUACGGAUUAAAGAGAUUAGCAAGGAGAUAGAAUCUCUGCAAAAUCGAAAAACAGAAUUACGGGCAAGCUUAAAUGAGCUUAAAGAAGCGAACAAAAUCUUGAUUCAGAAUAUUGAAUCUAUACGAGAUGGGAAACUUAAGGCGGCGAAAGAUCAGGAAAUGAAGAUUACAGAGUGUGAUCAAGAAAUUAAUCGACUUUCUAAUAGAAUUAAAGAAAAUCAAAAUUUAAUAAAAGAAAGUAAAAGUAAAGGUACACAAUUGUUAAAAUCGUUCUUCGAAGGUAGUCCUGAUAACGCUAGAGUACCUGUGAAAUUUCAAGUUAUUAAAGAAGUCGCUGAGUUAUUAGACUUUCCCUCUCCUUUAGUACAGGUUUUUAUAAAAUGCUACGAUCCGUUUAUAAAACAGCAGCUAUCUGAUAUUCGUAAACUUUUUGAGAUUAAUCCUGCUACGAUUAAUUUUAGCACAUUACCUACUCAAGCGGUCCCUGAAUGUGAUGAGGACAUUGGUCCUAAAGAUCCUAUAACGAGUCAACGAAUUAUAACUCCGGUAGUAACUGAUGCUGGCACCCUAUUUGAUUUACAAUCAUUGCGUAAAUGCUUUCCUGAACAUCCUACUAAAGAAGAUGUAUAUGAAUUCUCCCACUAUGACGGACGAGUAGAGCAUAUUCACUAUUUAUGCUGGAAACAAAUCGGUAAUCUUAGUGAAUAUUUGUAUCAGAGAAGAAGACAGACAUCUCCAGAAAAACGUCACUCAUUUAUUAACAUACCGAGUGAUUUAAAUGAGUUACUCAGAAUACAAUACGAUCUUCAGCAAGAAAUAGCUUGUAUAGAAAAGGAAUUUAAGGCGGCGAUGGAUAAAAAGCAAAUAGAAUUAGAGAAGAUUAAUACACAGAUUCAAUCGCUUCAUAUAUCAGAAUCAUCGGAUAAAGAUACUUUCAGUGAUGAAGAAUAUGAGAUUGUAUCUUAA